This is a messenger RNA of Daucus carota subsp. sativus, 1686 nucleotides long. RefSeq names its product lipoyl synthase 2, mitochondrial. Gene Ontology annotation, cellular component: mitochondrion. Gene Ontology annotation, molecular function: lipoate synthase activity; 4 iron, 4 sulfur cluster binding. The record is from RefSeq and is a predicted model, not a curated record. Lineage: Eukaryota; Viridiplantae; Streptophyta; Magnoliopsida; Apiales; Apiaceae. Bases 141 to 1304 code for a protein of 387 amino acids. The transcript is spliced from 5 exons. Gene Ontology annotation, biological process: lipoate biosynthetic process.
UACCCCGACCCAAAUUAUCGCCAUCCUCACCCAAACCCACCUUCAAGUCUUCAACCAACCACCAUACAAAAUUUGCAGAAUCUCUCUCUCUCCCCCCUAUGUAUCUAUCCAUCUAAUUAGUAAACCUAACCAUCACAAAAAUGCAAUCUCGGAUCAGCUUACUAGCACGAACCCUGAAAUCAAAACCUAAUUUACCAUCUCUCUAUCUCUCUACAUUCACAUCAUCUCACUCGUUCUCCUCGUCUCCUUCAAUUGAAUCAUCCAAAUCGCAGCACCAAACCCUAGAAUCUCUCCGCCACCGGCUCGCCGCGGAAUCGCCGACGCUGACCGACUUCAUCAAGCUCAAUUCCGACGAGGAGUACUCGGUGGAUGUCGGGACGAAGAAGAAGCCGCUGCCGAAGCCGAAAUGGAUGAAGGAAUCUAUCCCCGGAGGCGAGAAGUAUACGCAUAUUAAGAAGAAGCUGAGGGAAUUGAAGUUGCAUACGGUUUGCGAGGAGGCUAAGUGCCCGAAUUUGGGGGAGUGUUGGUCUGGUGGCGAAACUGGGACGGCUACUGCGACGAUUAUGAUUCUCGGGGAUACUUGUACUCGGGGAUGCAGGUUCUGCAAUGUGAAGACAUCACGAACGCCACCACCUCCGGAUCCAAAUGAACCUUCGAAUGUGGCCGAGGCAAUUGCAUCAUGGGGUCUGGAUUAUGUGGUUAUUACUAGUGUGGAUCGUGACGAUCUACCCGAUCAAGGAAGUGGUCAUUUUGCUGAGACAGUUCAGAAGUUAAAGGCAUUAAAACCCAACAUGUUGAUUGAAGCUUUGGUUCCUGAUUUUCGUGGAGACCCAAUCUGUGUAGAGAAAGUUGCAAAAUCCGGAUUAGAAGUCUUAGCUCAUAAUAUUGAAACAGUUGAAGAGCUACAAAGUGCAGUCCGAGACCACCGUGCUAAUUUUAAGCAAUCUAUUGAUGUCCUAAUGAAAGCCAAAGAAUAUGCUCCUGCUGGUACUCUGACUAAAACAUCAGUGAUGUUGGGAUGUGGUGAAACACCAGAACAAGUAGUGAGAACCAUGGGGAAGGUGAGGGAAGCAGGUGUUGAUGUGAUUACGUUCGGUCAGUACAUGAGACCAUCCAAGCGCCACAUGCCUGUAUCUGAAUAUAUAACUCCCGAGGCUUUCGAGAAGUAUCGGAUUCUUGGCAUGGAAAUGGGAUUCCGCUAUGUGGCAUCUGGACCAAUGGUCAGGUCAUCAUACAAGGCUGGUGAAUAUUACAUCAAGUCCAUGAUAGAAGCAGAUCGAGCUGCAUCAUCAUCAUCAUCAUAGUGUUGAACAUGGUAUCAUGGGCAAAUACCUUUGAAGCAGUGUUUGCGGGGACCAUGGAGCCCUUAAAUUACAAAAGGGGGAGACAAAGUAGACACCCCACCAUGGUCUGUAGUUUUAACCUUUCUUAGGGUUUCAUUUACUAUCACUUUCAUACAAUUUUUUUCCUACAUGUUCAGAGAUCAAACUGUAGGGGGGUUUGUAAAACAUAUUUUUCCAGUAAUCAUUUUUCACAGAUUAAUAAUCAUCAAAUGUGAAGCUUUGUCGGUGAAGGCAGCUAGUUUCCUCAGUCUGGUUCUUUUAGAACAUAAGAAAGAGGUAUUUUGACUCGUGAAAGUUUGGUUUCAGUAUAAAAGCGACUGUAUCGCUCUUUCUUUGGAUUAAA